CGCAGAGGAAGGAGUGGACUCAAAGGAGUGGCUCAAGACACCCAAGAGGUAUGCCGGGAGAUGUACACAACGAAAUGGAUACAAUGAUCAUGAUGGAUUUGUCUGUCUGUGUGUGAGUGAUUUUUCCAUCCCUGCGCGUCGCUCUCUGUCUGUCUGCUCUCCGCUGAGAUGAUGGACGAGCCGCCAUCUCCCACUGGCACUGCCUCGUCAGCUGCCGUCACUCUCGUGACUAUCGAGAUGAUGCAGACGCAGAUUGAGGACCAGCAGAGGCAGAUUGACCAGAUCAGACAGCAGCGAGACCAUUAUGAGGCCGAGAGGGACGGGUGGAAGCGACUGUGCGAGCAGGCUGAGGGCGAAUGCAGGAAUUGGAGGCGCCGCUGUGAGGAGGUACCCAGAACUAACCCAGCCAGUCAGCCAGCCAGCCAGCCAUCCAACCAAGAAAGAAUGUGUUCUCUUUGUCUGUGUACGUGCAGGCCGAGGCCCAACGUGACAUUGCAAGGGAGCAGCUGCGAGCGGAAGUUGCUGCCGCCCAGGCCCGAUGCGAUGACUGGAGGCGCCGAUGCGAGCAGGUAGACGAACACACGCCGGGCAGCAACACAGCAGUGCACGUGCUGUAUCGUCACUCAUGCAGGCAGAGGCACAACGCACGAUUGUUCGGGGACCUGAGACGAAUAGCAUUACAGUGCACAGGGGCAUGUCCUUUGAGGGUGGCGUCUAUCACGGGCAGCUGAUGGGUGGGCAGCCCCACGGCAGCGGCACGCUCUGCACACAAAUCGGCCGUGUCAUCUACAGCGGUGACUGGCAGCACGGCAAGCGGCACGGCCAGGGGAAGGCAUACUAUGACAUCGGUUAUGGUCCUGUGUUGUGGUUCGAUGGCGAGUGGCGGGACGGCCUGGCCCACAGCGGCACCCUCUUCCCUGACGGCGACUGGAGUGGAGUGAAGAAGGCUGACGGCAGCCCUCUGUAUCCCAUCACGCCCAUCCAAUGGCAGGCCGGACACAAGCUACCGAGCACCGACCUUGUGGGGGGAUAUAAACUGCAUAAGUGGCUGCAGUAUCGGGGUGUGUCGGGAUAUUUCCCUGCUGGUGCACUGGGAGAGUGAGUGUGUCUCUCGUGGCUGGCUGACUGGCUGUGUGGCUGUGUGUCUGGAGGUUUGUAUGUAGUGUGUGUGUCAUAUGACACAUACACACACAUCCGUAGACAUAUGACACACACAAACGUAGUCCCUUUGUCUGGGAAUACGUGUGCUUGCGCUGCUUCUUGCCAUUUUCUCGUGUGUGGCUCUCUUUGUGCAUUCACAUCUCCGUCUGCGGCGCAUCAAGGAGCUAGAGGCACACUUAGCACCACCUCUCAAGUGUGUGUGUGAUGGUCCCCAUACAGAUCAGCAGCACAGGCAGCAAGCAAUAGUGUCAGAACUCGGUGCACACGUCGACUCCCCGGCGAUGUCUUGUCUGUGCUGACUGACCCCUUCACAUAUCCCGUCAGAAGUGUCAAAAGCUCGUGAGACGCGCACACACCACACCAC
Vitrella brassicaformis is the source of this 1525-nucleotide messenger RNA. The record is from the annotation of a GenBank genome assembly. NCBI's taxonomy places the organism in Eukaryota, Vitrellaceae.